UUCCUCAAGCUUUCUGACUUUCUAGAAAGGUUUUUCAGGGAAAGGGAAUCAGUGUUAAAGAUUCCAUGAAUGCGCUGGAUCUUUAUCGUGUUGCUGACCAGGGCCACCUUGGCCACCGUUUGGAUACCAACCGUGGGUGGUCAUGCUUGAAUCACAAGUAGCCUUGCCUGUCUCUCUGGGUAAAAAUGCGUGGAGCAUGGUGCCUUCCUGGUGGUUUCCACUGGGUGCCUCUGUGUCUCCUCCCCUGGAAGCUGGAGGAUUGCCCUUUCUCUAGGAUGUGGGUCUCUCCUGGGGUCCUUGGCCAUUUGUUGGCCAGAUCCAGAGGAUCAGCUCUGCCUGGUCAGGGUGGUGUUUGUGGGAGAGGCUCUCAGGGAAGGGAGCAAAGUAGAAUGUGGGUCUUUGUGGCUCCGGUCAUCGGUUUCUUUACUGUUGGCAGCGCUCCUGAAGGCGCCAGGUCCUCGCUGCCCUCCUCAGCUGACCCUGCCCUCCUUAGCACCUCCUGGCAGGUGGCAGCCGGUGACCUCCUGGGUGUCCUGUCACCACCUCACCUAAAUGCUCUCCGGGGCCUUCCCAGACCAGUCUCCUCCCAGCGGGACCCAACCCUGUCAGCCUCAGCUUUCAGGAGCUGCCCCCGCCGCGCGAACAAUAUCCUUUCUAUUUGGAGUUGACUCCGCUGCCCUUUGGAGAUCCCAGCGCGUAACGUGAGCUGGAGACCAGCGUCGGGGAGGCGCCCACACGUGCCCGUCCCGUCGCGGUGUCUGGCCCGAGGCGGCCGCGCCUCCCCUCCGAGGUGGUCCCACGGCCUCUGCACCAGGCGGCCGCGCCCGCGACCUCGAGGCGGCUGCCCCGCUCCAUGGCAGCCCGGCUGGGUGCGCUGGCCGCAUCGGGGCUGUACAGGAGGCGCCAGCACCGGCAGAGCCUGCCGUCCGCCGCGGGCAACAUGUCAGAUGCCUUGGCCAAUGCCGUGUGCCAGCGCUGCCAGGCCCGCUUCGCCCCCGCCGAGCGCAUCGUCAACAGCAACGGGGAGCUGUACCAUGAGCACUGCUUCGUGUGUGCCCAGUGCUUUCGGCCCUUCCCCGAGGGGCUCUUCUACGAGUUUGAAGGCCGGAAGUACUGCGAACAUGACUUCCAAAUGCUGUUUGCUCCGUGCUGUGGAUCUUGCGGCGAGUUCAUCAUUGGUCGCGUCAUCAAGGCCAUGAAUAACAACUGGCACCCGGGCUGCUUCCGCUGCGAGCUGUGUGACGUGGAGCUGGCUGACCUGGGCUUUGUGAAGAACGCUGGCAGGCAUCUCUGCCGGCCUUGCCACAACCGUGAGAAGGCCAAGGGCCUGGGCAAGUACAUCUGCCAGCGGUGCCACCUGGUCAUCGACGAGCAGCCCCUGAUGUUCAGGAGCGACGCCUACCACCCUGACCACUUCAACUGCACCCACUGUGGGAAGGAGCUGACGGCCGAGGCCCGAGAGCUGAAGGGUGAGCUCUACUGCUUGCCCUGCCAUGACAAGAUGGGCGUCCCCAUCUGCGGGGCCUGCCGCCGGCCCAUCGAGGGCCGUGUGGUCAACGCGCUGGGCAAGCAGUGGCACGUGGAGCACUUUGUCUGCGCCAAGUGUGAGAAGCCAUUCCUGGGACACCGGCACUAUGAGAAGAAGGGCCUGGCCUACUGUGAGACCCACUACAACCAGCCUGGCAGCAGGGCCUGGGAGAUGCCUGAGAGGGGCUUUGUUGGAAGGCCAGUCCGGCGGCAUGAUGGCCCUGGCUGGGGAGUGACCGCUGGCAGCCGCUCUGACAGCCUACUCGGCCCGCAGCUUUUCGGGGACGUCUGCUACAACUGCAGUCAUGUGAUCGAAGGCGAUGUGGUGUCAGCCCUCAACAAGGCCUGGUGUGUGAACUGCUUCUCCUGCUCCACCUGCAACAGCAGGCUCACCUUGAAGAACAAGUUUGUGGAGUUCGACAUGAAGCCUGUGUGUAAGAGGUGCUACGAGAAGUUCCCGCUGGAGCUGAAGAAGCGGCUGAAGAAGCUGUCGGAGCUGACCUCACGCAAGACCCAGCCCAAGGCCUCGGACCUCAGCUCUGCCUGAAGACCCGAGCGCCCCUGACCGGCUGCAGCUCGGCCCCUCCGCCUUCUCCCCUCCUGCUGACGCGUGGCCCUUCGUCCCUGUCCACCUGCGGCCCUCUGCAUCUCACCCUCCCCUUCUCUUUACUCUUUGCCUCUUCCCUUCCUGUUCUCUCAGCUCUGCCUUCCCCAGGUCUCUCCUCUCCUUGGCUGUAGCUUCUUUCUGUGAGGAGGCAGGAGCUGGGGAGUGGGAGCCUGUGAUGGGCUGGGCCACGUCUGACAGCCACGUCCACCUGUGCCUGCAGCUUCUGCCCACAGACCUCCAGGGACAGGAGCAAAUUGCAUCACAGCUCCUGACCUGGCCCGGCCUGGCCCUGCCCAGGUGGCUCGGUAGCGCGUGCUGUCCUGUGUGAGCCUCCGCCCCAGAGUGGCCCCGCUAAGUACAUGUGGUUCCUGGGCUACCCACGGCCAGGGCAGCCUGUGGGAGCCACAGGGCCAGAGCCACUCAGAUGUAGGCCUCUGGGAGCCAUCCUCUUCUCUCACCACUCACUCAACCAGUGGCACAGUGUCCCUGUGCCCACACCGAGCCAGCAAGUCCUCUGUCCACACCCACAAGCUACCUGGAGGGAGAAGACCCACCUCCAUCCCGCAGAAGGCCUUCCUGGAAUCCCACCUUGGCUACCCACCUGGGUUCCCCUUCCCCUACCUUGGGACCUGUGUUGAGCCUUUGGGUGGGGCCAGGGGCCAGGAGGUGGUGGGGUCAGAGGUGGCUCGUUCCCACCUCCAGGGAGGACGCUUCGUCUGUGGCCAGUGCAGACCUGGUGCAGGGCUCACGCUUGCACAAUGAAGUCUUGUUCACACAA
Callithrix jacchus (white-tufted-ear marmoset) is the source of this 2912-nucleotide messenger RNA. It is a transcript of the gene LIMS2, whose product is annotated as LIM zinc finger domain containing 2. NCBI's taxonomy places the organism in Eukaryota, Metazoa, Chordata, Mammalia, Primates, Cebidae. The record is from RefSeq and is a predicted model, not a curated record. Gene Ontology annotation, biological process: cell-cell junction organization; cell-cell adhesion; positive regulation of substrate adhesion-dependent cell spreading. Gene Ontology annotation, cellular component: cell-cell junction; focal adhesion; cytoplasm.